This is a messenger RNA of Plasmodium gallinaceum, 4791 nucleotides long. RefSeq names its product LCCL domain-containing protein, putative. Lineage: Eukaryota; Apicomplexa; Aconoidasida; Haemosporida; Plasmodiidae. The transcript has a single exon. The record is from RefSeq and is a predicted model, not a curated record. Bases 1 to 4791 code for a protein of 1596 amino acids.
AUGCAAUAUUUAUUAUAUUUUUUUUUGUGUGUUAUAUUAAAAUGCUUUGUGAGUGGACAAGAAUCUGCAACAAGUUUUUACAAAUUUAUUGAUUCCACUGCAUCUUCUACAUAUAUCUCAGAAGAAUCAGGAAGUUCACUUUAUGAUGCUAAAAGAGCAAUUCAGAAUAAUCCUAAUUAUUGGUGUAGUUCAGGAAAUCAUUCAAAAGAUGAAGAAAUUACAUGGAUUGGAUAUUUAAAUACAAAAGGAUUUAUUAAAGGAGUAAAAAUUUCUUGGGAAUAUUGCCCAGAAUUAGUAAAAAUAUCAGUGUCUGCAGAUGGAGAAAAUUUUAAAACUGUAAUUCCAUAUAAAAGGAUUUCUGGAAAUGAGGCAUCUUUUGAAGAGAUAUAUUUUUUUAAAAAGUUAGAAGAAGUUAUAUCAAUUAAAAUAGGGUUAAAAAAUCCUAUUCACAAAUAUUUUGGUAUAAGAGAAGUUAAGAUUAUUGGUGGAGGAAAUCCAUACUUUUUACUAUUGUCAGGAAUCACAAGUGAGAAUGAAAUGUGUUUACAGGUAGAGGAAGGAUUAAUAAAUAAUGAUAACACUUCAGUAAUUUUAGAUUCUUGUAUAAAUGCUUUAUCUAGCGGUGAUGGAAGAGAAUUAUGGAAAACAAAUUCAAACAAUCAAAUUAUUAGCGCUUUUAGUGAUCCCCCUAAAUGUCUAUCUGUUAUUAAUUUAGAUAAUUUGGAAAAUAAUAAAAUAGUUUUAUAUGAUUGUUUAAGAGCAUUGGAAGAUGGUGACGGAAAAUCCAAUUGGAUUUUUGAGUCUAACUCACAAAUAAGGUUACAAAAAAGUGGAGAAUCUUUAUGUAUUUCUCAGAAAAAUAUUUAUGGAAAUGUACCAGGAAUCCAUGAUAUUCUUCUCAAUUUGGAUGUAUCCAUUGAUUCUAAUUCUAUUUUAGAUAAUGAUCACAAUCCUGAUAAUACUAUAGAUGGAAAUUUGAACAGUUAUUGGGCUUCUGCAACAUUUGCAGAUAAUUACGAACAUUUGGUUUACUUAAAUCUAGACUUAAAUAAAUUAGUAGAAAUAUCAAGAAUAAAAAUUUAUUGGGAAUAUCCACCUUUGCAUUAUAAUAUAGAAGUUAGUUCCGAUAAUCAAAAUUUUAAAGUGAUUGUAGAAAAUUUAGCUAACCCAAGUCAUAUAACUAUAGACACAUUAAAAAAUAUAGAAACAAGAUAUAUUAAAAUAUCAAUGAUUAAACCUCAUCCUAACCAUGGAAAAAUGGAAGAUCAAUUUUUAUAUGGAAUAAGAUCUAUAGAAGUUCAAGCUAACAAUUUAGAAACAGUCAUUGAGUAUUGUAGAGAUGCUGCUAAUUCGGAUGAUGCUAGAGAUAAAUAUUUUGUAGAAUACAUUACAGAAUUUGAUAAAGACUUAACUAAUAAAUUAAUUAAUAUUGAAGAUGAUGUAUCGAAAAAUGUAAAUUCCAUUAGUAACAACUUAUCUAAGCUAGAAGAAUUAUUGCCAAGUAUUGAAACAUGCUUACAAGAAAAAAAAGGAUAUGAUGAAGAAUUAAAAGAAUUUAAAGAAAAAGCAAAUGAAUUAAAUGAUAAACUUUCUUCUUUAGUAUCAGUAAAUUCAGUACACGAUAAUGAUUUAUUAAAAUUAGGUAUAUUUCCUGGUGAUUCUUCAUCAUAUCCAGCUAGCGAUUGCUCAGUAAUAAAAAAUCUUCAAGAAAAUCCACAAUCAGGAUUUUAUUGGAUAAAAGCAAAGUGCUCAUCUGAACCAUUAAGGGUAUACUGUGAUAUGACUUCCAGCACAUCUAUAUAUAUAUGGAAUGGAAAUCCUCCCAAAUCCCCUGAUCAUCUGAUAACAAAUAUUAUAAAUUCAGUUGAUGAUAUAAGAUAUCAUUGUGCUGAAGUAGGUUUAGAGCCAUUGAUUUUAAGAUCAAGAUCUCAAUUAAAUAGUUUAAUAUUAGCAUUAAAAAAGAUAGGAUUUGUUUUAAAUGGAAAAAUUAAUAUUCCAUUAGCUUAUGAUUAUUCUUGCGAUCAUGGUAGCUGCAGUGGAAAGUUUCAUGAUUUAUUGAAUGGCAAUAUUGAUUUAACAACUUUAAUUUAUUUAAAAACAUCUGAAUCACCUGACAGCACAAAAAUUAGACAAACUGCAGGUAUAUCAUAUGAUGAUGGAUCUUUUAAAUUUUUCAAUUUAGAAACAUCAGAUAUAUCUGCAAUAGCCUGUUCGACAAAUUCAACUGAGAAUGAUUCUGCAUUACAAUAUUUGAGCAUAAAUUGUGAAACAACAGCACUAGAAGAUUAUUUUAAUACAAUUAUAAAUACCAAUAUUGUUGUCUUAUGUCCAGUAGGUUGUGAUAAUGAAAAAUUCCAAAACGCUGCAAUAUAUGGCAGUAAAGGAGUAUAUUCUGAUAAUAGUUCUAUUUGUAGAGCAGCAAUACAUUCUGAUAUAAUAGAUACUAAAGGAGGAUUAGUUAAUAUUACAAUUGAAUCUGGAUUAGAUCAUUAUGAUGGUUCAAUAAAUAAUAAUAUAGAGUCUAUUUCAUUAAAUAAAAACAAAAAUGGAUUACUUGAUAUAAUCACUGAAGAAAACAAUGAAAGCAUUAAAGAAGAAAGUAGUAUUUUUCAUCAUAGAACCAUAAGGAUUAAUGAACUUACUGAAGAUUGUCCCAUGGAUCUAUUUCAAUUUAAUCAAACAUCUUUCUUACAAAAGGAAAAUUUAAUGGAAAGAAAAGAAAUAAGAUAUAAUGAUGAAGAAAAUGUAGAAACUGUAAAUCUUCAUGAAUUAAUUUCUGUAUUAUUAAGCAACAUUGAUUCUAUUCAUGGAGUAGAUCCAUCCAUAAUUUCAAAUAUCCAAGAUGAAACAGUAAGGAUUUUAGAAAAAACUAAAAGAGAACUAAAACCAGCUGAUGUAUUAUCUAAAAAACAAAUUGAAGAUGCUAUAAACCUAUACAAUGUAACAGAAAAUUUGACUUUGUAUUUAUAUGAAUUAUCAGAAAAAUAUAUAUAUGAUUUAGAAAAAUUAAAAGAACGUUUAGAGGAGCUAAAAAGAGCCCAAAAGGUUGCAUAUAAUUUUGGUACUUUUAAAUUAAAUUAUGAAACUAUGAAUUUUUCUACUCAUUUCCGUAUUUUUGAUUCAAAAUCUAUGAAGAAUAAACCUAGUACAUGGGGAUAUACAGAUACAAAUAUAUUAGGUCAUAAAAAUAGCAUUGGGCAAACGAAAAGUGUUUCAAACACAGAAAUAGGUGAAGGAUCUUAUGCUAAAUUAAAAGGGUUAAAUUUUUAUGACUCAGAAAUAAUAGUUAGCAUGUUAAGUAGAGGAACUGGUUGCUUAGGUGUGGUAUUUAGAGCUAAAGAUGAUUUUAAUUUUUAUUUAUUUGACAUAUGUAAUAGAGGUGUAAAAAGAUUAUCAAAAGUUGAAAAUGGUAAUGUUCACAUUCUAAGAGAAAGUUUUGGAGAAGUUAAUAUAAAUAAUCAAUGGAAUAAAUUCAAAAUAAUAACAAGUCAUGGAAAUAUUGAUAUUUAUGAAGUUAAUGAAGAUUUAGAAGAAGUUAAAAUACUAAGUUCUUUAGAUGAAAGGUUUCUUUCUGGUACAGUUGGUUUAUAUUCUCAAAUUCACGGCCAGGGUUCCUUUUUUGAUGAUCUUGAAAUUAUAGCUCAUCCAUGUUUAGAUUUGUUGAAAAAAAAUAAAAAUUCUGAAAAUUCAAUGAAUAAUUGCCCUUUUUACACGGAAAAUUAUAUGAAUACCAAGUUCCCAUAUAUAAUUAUUAACGAUAUUGAUUAUAGUUGGAGAUUUGAAACUGAUAAUGACAAUCAUUUAUUGUGUUCAAGAAAUAUAAAAGAUGAUGUUUUAGAUGAUAAUAGAUACACUAUAGGACUUUUAAAACAAAGAAAAUGCACUGAAGGUUACUUUACAUUUGAUAUCAAUAUUCCCAACAAAGAUAAUAAUAAUGAAUCAUAUAUAUAUGUUCUUUUUCAUUAUGAAAAUGAACUUAAUUAUAAUGCCCUUGAAAUAAGAUACGAUAGUAUUAGAUUUUUUACAAGAAAUAACAAUAAAAUAGAAGUUUUAUCUGAGUUAAAAGACAAUGAAAAAAUAGAAAGGCUAAAAAUGGAGAACGAAUGGAUAAAUGUAAAAUUGAACUUUUUAAAAUCAAAAUUUCAUGUUAUAAUAAGUAGUAAUGAUUAUCAUUUAGAGCUAGAUGCAGGUAGUUUUGAUAAAAAUAUUAUUCGUCCAGGAAAUGUUGGUUUCUUAGUUUAUAAUCUUAUUGAAGUCAAAUUUGAUUCAAUCUUACUGUCUCCUCCGAUAUCAAAACAAUAUGAAAAUUUUAUUCAGGUUAAAUCUAAAGCAUGGGCAUCAUGUGAAGAAUCCAUACAUGUAUUAAAUAGAAGAUCUUCAUGUGAGACAGAUAUAUAUCCAAAUGAAACAAAAGAAAAGCAUAUUAAUUGCAUAAAGAAUUUUUGUGAGGAAUGUUGUUUACAUCAUACAAAAUUGUUGGAUAGUAAUGAAAAGAAACAAUGCGAAAAACAUUGCAAAAAAAACGAUCAUUUAGCAGCAAAAAUGCAAAAAGUUUUUGAAAAAUUUUUAAAUAAAUGUGUUUCAUUGGAAGAAAAUAAAGAUUAUGAAAAGUGCAAUUCUAACGAUGGAAUUUGCAGAAAUAAAACAUGUAUGUUGUGCUGUAAAAAAAAUGAUCCUACUACUUCAAAAGAAUUGAAGGGAUUAUCUGCGAAUGAAUCAAAAGACAUACAAGAAAAAGAAAUAAUAGAAUGCCAACUACAAUGCAAUCAGAUAUAUACAACAAAUAAAUAA